Ectocarpus sp. CCAP 1310/34 is the source of this 1931-nucleotide messenger RNA. Lineage: Eukaryota; Phaeophyceae; Ectocarpales; Ectocarpaceae. The record is from the annotation of a GenBank genome assembly.
AUGGACGGAGCCCCCGUACGCUUCGCAUCUCAGCCGCCGCGCCCCUGGGCCGUAGUAGCAGGGGAGAUCGACACGAAACACGAGGACACGACCACACGCGCCACCCACCACGCACCACGCACCACGCUCCGACAGCAGGUCAAGGCACACACUCGGGAGUAAUCGGGCGCAACCUUUCCUCGGCAUCGCAAUCUCAGUUUCUGGGACUCCAUGCUGCAGUUCAUGACGGGCCUGCGUCGCAUAGCCUCCGGACUCCUGACCAUCGCCAAGUCGCACUACGGGAACCCCAAGAUCAUGUUCUUCCUGUCCCCCCUACGCCCGCGGGGACGACAAUCUCAUCGUGGAGGAUACCCCGGCCGCAAACGUGCACGUCGACGAUGCCGAGCUCGGCGCAUUUCUCGACGAGAUGGCCGGGUCAACGCUCAGCAUCCGUAUGGAUCGCGAAAUUGCUGGCAAUGUUCUUGGCCUUUGCGCUUGGUGUGGUGUUUGGUGGGAGUGGGAGGGAGCAGGUUGCUUUUUAUAUAGCGUUCGGCAAUAGUCUAUAGGUAGUCUAUCUCGUGAAGCGGUGGCACUUUUUUUUGUCACUAUGUGUUGUCGAGGCACGUGUCAUACGCCUGCACUUCGACAAGUGCGUGCGUACCUUGGACGUGAUACACACAACGCAGAGGCUGUUUUGCGUUUCGCCGGGGGGAGGGGCACCCAAGUAUGGAGGUGCUACGAACAAGAGGCAAGUAGGUUUGGUCGGAGCUCAAUUUCGUUGAGUUGAGUCCGUAUGCACAAGAAUGUGGGCUUGAGCGGGUACAUGCAAGUUGCGUGAACCUGAGGGCAAGGGGUGCGAUUUUUUUGUAGUGAGGGAAUGGGUUGAUGCAAUUUGUUUCGGGUCAUUUGUGUCCUUUUGUUAUAGAUCGUGUGGUUCACAUGAGUUCUGAGUUGGUGCACGUCGUGACUACGUUUUGCAAUGUCGAAAGUGGUCGUCGAAGUUUGGGUUGUGAGCCCCUUAUAUGGUGGAUUUUAAUUGAUAGAUUAGGCUUUGGGAUGCAUCCUACUGAAAAUGGUGUCGAUGAGCGAUGAUCGUUUUGUACUUGUAGGAGCACCAAAUGCUGCUGCGAGGGACGCAACAAGAAGGCAAAUGAAAUAAAUAUUCAAAAGGAAAAUCUAGAAUUUUUCGGCGCCGUUAGUACAACGGCCACGGUCUCCACAGGGUUUUCCCAGGGUGUGUACCCCGCGAGGGUGCCUGAGUGGCAGGGUGGGGAGGCACGGGUAGAACAGCAGGUGCUUUGGUCAAUGUUUACUUGGUUCUAGGUACAUACUUCUUUCUGCCUCCGCCUAUGAUUGGCUGGCCGUUUGGGGUUAGGGUAGUUAGAGUUUUAGUCGGUUUCAUGCCCCUGCCAACGCGGAGAAUGUUUAGAAGCACUGCUGCCUGUAGUACCAGAAUAUUGCGAUGAUUGUCAAUCAACUGGUUGCUGUUUGCGGGGACAAGAUGCGGCACUUGUAGUGGUGUUAAGAAACAACUUUUGUCAUUCACUUUUUCCGCGUCGAGCUUGCCGCUGCGGCAUGCGAAGGGUGUGCUGGGUUGGUGGUGAUGAGAGAAUAUCUAGGUUGUUAUUCUAGGUACUACUAACAACGCUGUAGGUUGGCAUUACUGCGAUAAGUCUAGGUUGUUAUUCUAGGUACUACUACCAAUGCUGUAGGUUGGCAUUACUGCGAUAAAUCUAGGUUGUUGCAUUGGUCGGUGGUGCUUGGAUAGGGCUUGGUGGUGAACAAACGCUGCUGGUGUAGGUCUGCGGGACCGCCAAGUAAGUGUGGGUACAUAUCCGAUGUGCACCCCCCUGGGUACAUCGAAUAGUGGUGUUGUCUUUUGUCCAUGUUCUUGGCACCGAAACCUACAGCAGUGGGCGUCGCAACCCCAGAGGAGCUAUUCGGCGUUGUUC